CACGUGAUCAGCCAACACGAGCGCAAACUCUAUCAUUCGUCCUCGAGUCCACGUAGCCAGUUACGCGAGUUAUCUGAUGGUUGUGGACAAGUUGUAAUUAUCUAUGCUUCCUUCCUUAGAAUAUUGACACGUAGUUCAUGUUUAAGGAUAAACCCGGCCAAUCUAACGUGAACUAAAAGACAUUGCCAUGUCUUUCAGCUUCGGGUUUGAGGACGACGAUGAUAUCGAAUCUACAGAUACGAGCAAACAAAAUGCGCCAGUUCCAAAAAACACGAAAUCAACGCAAAAUGAAGGACAGAGCACGUCAGCGCCAGAGAUAGCACGAAGUCACAAGAUAGAGGAUUUGCUAUCCAGUCUACCAUCCAAGAUUGCCUACUCAUUCGUUGAAAUUGAAUCGCCCAAGGGGAGAAAAGUGAAGUUGCCAAGAAGAGAACUCUUUGACAUUCGAUUGCAACUCAUGGCUGAAGACGACGGCGACGAAAACGAGCAGGUUAGCCUUGACGAGAGCGAUAUCAGGACGAAUGUAUACGAAGGAGGAUACAAAAGCUGGGAAUGUUCUUUUGACCUGGCGAAGCUUCUGCUGGAUCGUGGCCCGAGAAAGGACCUCGACGACUUAUGUAGAGUUGAUCAUGUUGUUGAGCUUGGGUGUGGGACUUCGAUACCGUCUUUGAUUCUAUUCCACUAUGCUAUCACUGAGGGCUUGGGGAUAUACUUUACCUUGACUGACUACAAUGCUUCAGUACUUCGACUUGUCACCCUACCAAACCUGUUGCUCACCUGGGCCAGCACGCUGCCAGCUACUGACACACCAUUUUCGCCUGAAUCACCUAACCCACUUAAGGAAGCCCACGACAAUGGUGACUUGGAAAUUACUCCUGAACUUGUUGAAGCCUUCCUCUCCGCCCUUAGAGGCCAGGGUAUCACGAUAAAUCUAAUAUCCGGAUCGUGGUCACCCUCGAGACCUUUUCUCUCUCUUAUCCCUACGGCACCCGAGAUGAACAUCCUAUGCCUAGCUUCCGAAACAAUCUAUUCACCAGCGGCUUUAGUUUCUUUCACAGAAGCCUUGAUCGGGAUACUGAAGCAAGUAAGAAUGGGCAAAGGCAUCGUUGCAGCGAAAAAAAUGUAUUUCGGCGUUGGAGGAAGCGUCGAUGCUUUCAAGAUCGAAUGCAGAGAAAGACAGGCUGUCGCGUAUGAGAUUGAGAAUCACAAUAUAGAUCUGGGCCAGCAUGGGGGUGUUAGAAGGAGCUUAGUCGAAGUACAGAUGCUUUAAUGUAACGAAACUGAGUUUCCGUUUUG
This is a messenger RNA of Verruconis gallopava, 1296 nucleotides long. RefSeq lists its product as uncharacterized. Gene Ontology annotation, molecular function: protein-L-histidine N-tele-methyltransferase activity. NCBI's taxonomy places the organism in Eukaryota, Fungi, Ascomycota, Dothideomycetes, Venturiales, Sympoventuriaceae. Gene Ontology annotation, biological process: peptidyl-histidine methylation, to form tele-methylhistidine. Bases 188 to 1270 code for a protein of 360 amino acids. The transcript has 3 exons. The record is from RefSeq and is a predicted model, not a curated record.